CGCGUCUCGGCGGCAGUCAUCGGAUCGGAACCUGCACAAGUAGAAGUGCGCAACAAGCCUUGCCACUAACAUGCCUUCAGUCGAGGUCGAGGUCCAGGUGGGCGGCGCCGGCGGGUGGAGGCCGAAGCAGCAGCAGAAGCACCGCCACCACCACCAUCCCCUUGAGAUCCGUCAGGUGUGGGCGGACAACGUGGACCGCGAAUUCAAGCUCAUCCGCGCCGCCAUCGAGCGGUUCCCCUACGUGUCCAUGGACACGGAGUUCCCGGGCGUCAUCCACCACCCUCCCCCGGCCGUCCACCACUCCACGCUCACCGCGCCGCAGCGCUACGCCCUGCUCAAGUCCAACGUCGACGCGCUGCACCUCAUCCAGGUCGGCCUGGCCCUGGCGCCGUCCCCUGGCUCCCCGCCCGCGCUCGCCUUCCAGAUCAACCUCCGCGGCUUCGACCCGCGCGUGCACCGCCACGCGCCGGACUCGGUCCGCCUGCUCGCCUCGUCGGGCCUCAUCUGCAACCCGGCCGUCGCGUGGGUCACCUUCAGCUCCGCCUAUGACUUCGCCUACCUCGUCAAGCUGCUCAUGGGACGGAAGCUGCCAAGGGCGCUCCCGGACUUCCUGCGCUACGUCCGCGUCUACUUCGGCGCCGCCGUCUACGACGUCAAGCACAUGGCCAGGGUCGCAUGCGCCUCCCACGGCGAGGUCGCGCUGCUGGGCGGCCUCGAGCGCGUCGCCGCCGCGCUCCGGGUGCGCCGCGCAGCGGGCCAAGGACACCAGGCAGCGUCCGACAGCGUGCUCACCUGGGACACCUUCCGGGAGAUGGCUAGGAUCUACUUCCCCAAGGAAGGCAGCUUGGAGCCGUGCGCCGGCGUGCUCUACGGCCUCGAGCUCCCAAACUGAAUUCUUCUUGUUCGUGUACAGUACACAGCCUCCCAAACAGAGAAAUAACGAUUCUUUGAUUACUUAAAUUCUUAAUUUGCUCUUCUGUUUCUGUUACGGGAUGAUGAUUGUUCAGCAGUCAGCACCAGCAGCAGCCGCUAUCGCCGCCGCCGCCAGUUUGUUCCGAGCAGCCUACAGUUUUGACUAACAGUAUAGGGUAUGUUGUGAAGAAGUGACCACGGGCGUGCCAUGUUAGUUAGUUGCAGGCCUGUACAGAUGAUGAAUGUUCUUCUACAUCAACACUAGCAGCCUGCACUGCAAUCGAGUACAACGGUUGAUCAGCAAAGAGAAAGGAAAAUAGAAAAUAAAGAGCAGUGUCAUAGAAUACCUACUUGAGGCACUCGUCGAUGAUACCACACUUGGGAGCUAGGAUGGUGGAAAAACAAUGAGCCUGACAAAAAUAAGACAGUGACUUUCAGAUAUCUAACGGUGUAUAAAAUAAAAUAAAAGAUAGCAAAAUAAUGGUGGCCUGCUAGUAAAUACUGACCAUCACAACCCUCUGUUGCUCUCCUAAUGAGACAGAACAACUUCCCGGUUUGCUGUAGAAUCCCACCAUUCUCUGGAAUGACACUAACUUUCGUGAUGGU
Messenger RNA from Zea mays, 1518 nucleotides. NCBI's taxonomy places the organism in Eukaryota, Viridiplantae, Streptophyta, Magnoliopsida, Poales, Poaceae. The record is from RefSeq.